UUUGAAGAUAUUUCAUACAAGGAUUUUCAAUAGAAAUAGUUUUCUUAUUCUUCAUUUUCUAACAAAAUUUUGCGAGGUUUAUUUAGGAAUUGAGUGAUGCCAACCGCUAGAGCUCUGGUUCGACCUGGGUUCUAUCUGGUUUGACAGUCAAGGUGAAAAUGAUGCAGCAAAAAGGCCUUCUAGUGAACUUCUUCUGAAAAGGAUUCCUGAUGGAAACUCUCUGAAUAUAUAUAUCGUAGAACUUGGUUUUGGAGUGUGAGAACCAUGGAAAACUGAAAUUUCAAGGUGUUGUACUUCACAAGUGGCUAUUCAAUGGCUUCAGACGAAUUGGUUGAGCUCAAAUUGAGGCUUUGCAAUGGCACUGACAUUGGGCCCAACAAGUAUAAUCCUUCUACCACUGUAGGAUCUCUGAAGGAAAUUAUACUUGCUCAAUGGCCUCAAGACAAAGCAAAUGGGCCAAAGACAAUAAAUGAUGUGAAGCUCAUCAAUGCAGGAAGGAUACUGGAAAAUAGCAAGACCCUUGCUGAGUCUAGGGUACCAUUCAGUGGACUUCACGGUGGGAUCAUCACUAUGCAUGUUGUUGUGCAGACUCCCUUAACCAAGAAGAAAAAUGAGAGUCUGCUGGUCGAUUCCCCAAAGAACAGGUGUUCAUGCUCAAUACUGUGACUGUUAUUACCACGGCAAACUCGUCUUAAGUUGGUUCUUUUAUGCAUCUGCAGACGUUUCCAGUGGCCUAACUGCUGAGUAAUGAGUAGGUGAAGUGGCUCUUCUGAGCAUGGGAGAGGGAGAUCUCUUUAAAGUUUAAAACUGUGCACAGCCUUGGCUAUGAGCUUGUGGUUGCUUAAAUUGUGCAUGGUGUUCAUUCACGUUUGAGAUGGAAGUGGAAUUUGUUUUAUAGAUUUAGAAUCUAGCUAGGUCAAUCAAAUGAUAUCCGCAGAGGAGAAUGACAACAAGACGGAAUCAAAAGAAAAACAUUGUUGGGUGGGGAAUCGUUGCAACUUCUGAAUACCCUUUAAAUGAUAGAUGAAUAAAUGAUAAUUCCUUAUUAUAACUUUUGUGAGCACAUCUAUGUUACAUU
Nelumbo nucifera (sacred lotus) is the source of this 1078-nucleotide messenger RNA. Its product is annotated as membrane-anchored ubiquitin-fold protein 3-like. Gene Ontology annotation, molecular function: protein binding. The record is from RefSeq and is a predicted model, not a curated record. Lineage: Eukaryota; Viridiplantae; Streptophyta; Magnoliopsida; Proteales; Nelumbonaceae.